Oppia nitens is the source of this 907-nucleotide messenger RNA. RefSeq lists its product as uncharacterized. NCBI's taxonomy places the organism in Eukaryota, Metazoa, Arthropoda, Arachnida, Sarcoptiformes, Oppiidae. The transcript is spliced from 4 exons. The record is from RefSeq and is a predicted model, not a curated record. Gene Ontology annotation, molecular function: lysozyme activity. Bases 1 to 822 code for a protein of 273 amino acids.
AUGUUUAAGGCUACAUAUGUUUUAAAUUUUGUAUUAAUAUCGACAUCACUGGCCAGAUAUAGAGAGGACGACCCGUUUAGACCGGCAGAACAAUUCAUUAGUGAGAGGACACCAUUAGAUGACGACAAUGAAUAUGAAGCCGACUAUGAAAAGCCAAUUGACGACGAAGAAGAUGACGAAGAAGAGCCAACAUUUGAUGGCAUAUAUGAGAGGCGCAAAAAUUUUGAUGUCGAGACUCCUAUGGACUUACCGGCACCGACUCAUGGCUCACAGCCAACCGAGUUGUCACAAACAGCCGAUGACGACCAGCCACUCUUGUUGGACGAACCGUACAACGAUAGCAUACAAUCAGAUGAUGACUACAACGGUCAACAUCUAUCGUCAUCCGAGUUGACCGACGAUUCUCCGUCAGAAUCGGACAUAAAAACUGAAUCACUUUUAAGCGACGAUUGUCUUCGUUGUAUUUGUCAUGCGAGCUCUGAGUGCGACCCACAAGUGCGCUGUCAUGUCGAAGGCGAUACUGUUUACAAGUGCGGACCGUUUCAGAUAGAUGUCAACUAUUGGAACGAUGCCGGAAGUCCCGGUGCUGACCAACGAGACCCGUUGGACUUUGAGUCGUGUAUGAGUGACAUCCAGUGCUCCAUUGAGACGGUCAACGCUUAUAUGAAGAAGUGGUCUCACGAUUGUGACCGCGACGGACACGUCUCGUGUGACGACUACGCAAAAGUGCACCGAUCGGGCAAAUACCAGUGCAACAGCACAUGGAUAUUGGGUACACCCUAUUGGACUAAAUAUAAAAAUUGUUACACACAGUUAACAUAGAGUCCAAAGUUCUAUCUAUAGUAUCUGUAGAUACAUGUAAAAGUCCUCAACAUACCUGUCCAACGUAUGUGUGUGUGUGUGUGUG